CCAAAUGGGCACAGUUUGUGGCGAAAGGUGCCUGCAGCCAUGAGGUUACUGCAAAUUGUGAUAUUGACCCUAAUCAUAGUGUAUCCAGAUGAUGUCCUAUCUUCACGAGGCGCAAGGCAGAAGCCGAACAAGAAGCCAGAUAAUGGUCCUUGUGGCAAACGUUAUUUGCGUCAAAUUAAUGGUAAAUGCUAUUACUUUGCCGGAAAAAAGAUGAACUGGUUUGGUGCGCAGAACAAUUGCCUACGCAAGAGCCUCAAUUUAGCUGAUCUGGCCACAGAGGAGGAUUUCAAUGCGAUUAUUAAGUUCCUACGCUCGCGUGGCAACAUGGAGGACUAUUGGUUCGGUGGCAAUGAUCUGCAGGUGGAGGGUCGCUUCACCUACAUUAGCACGGGUCGUCAGGUUCGGUAUUUGGGUGGCACGGAGACCAUUGAGCCGACGCAUCGUGCAAACUUGGAUGACUGCUUGGAGGUUAGGCUGCGGGCCAAUGGCACCACGGUCACCGACGACAAUUGCUUGGAGGAGCAGUAUUUUGUAUGUCAGGAGAACGAGCUGAAGUGUGCUCAGCCUGUGGAAGAGGUAGUCGGCAGUCAGCAUCAUAGUCACGAGCAUUUGCAUCAUUUCCAUCACGAUGCGGAAAAGCAGGAAAAUACUGGGAAUGCGACCGUUACAGAAAGUUUGGAAAGCGACUCGCGGCCGACUGAUAAUUCGGAUUCAGAGGAAGCGACAUCGGAAGAAAGCUAUGAGGAAACACAUCGACCAGGGCAGAGUGAAGAAGAGCCAACAGAAGCGGCACAGUCAGAUGAAGCCACGAACACAUCGGAGGAAACUCCUGAAGUGGAGAAUGAAACUACGGGAGGGAAGGAUGAAUCUACGGAAGAAUCGGUUGAAGUUACACACGAGGUAACUGAAACUACGCAUGCGGCGGCUGAAGCGGAUUCCCCGACUGAGGCGGGUCAACCGGCUGAAGCGGAUUCCCCGACUGAGGCGGGUCAACCGGGUGAAGCGGAUUCCCCGACUGAGGCGAGUCAAACGGGUGAAGCGGGCGCCCCGACUGAGGCGGGUCAAACGGGUGAAGCGGGUGCCCCGACUGAGGCGGGUCAAACGGGUGAAGCGGGUGCCCCGACUGAGGCGGGUCAAACGGGUGAAGCGGAUGCCCCGACUCCGGCUGAAACAAGUGCACCGGGUGAAGAGGGUCAAGCGGAAGAAGCGCCUGCAACAGAAGCUCCAACUGAAGCUCCUCCGCCCCCAGAAGAUGAAAAUGCAGGAGAUGCUCCGGUAGAAGGCCGUGCUCCCAAAGCAGUGCCAGCGGCGAUCGAUGUAAAGAACACAAAAUCUGUUGGUGUGAAGGAGGCAUCCCAAAAAUUACUGGACAAUAAUGCCAGUGAAUCACCCACUGGAAUCGAUAUAUCGACAGCAACUGUACUCACCGCGGCACCAGCUCUUCAAAUAACCCCAAAUCCAAAUGAGUUUGUUUAAAUGCGAUUUUCCCUGCAGCAAAUAAAAUGCCAAACAUUUCGCUUGGCCUCUAUAUAAAUAAGUCAA
This is a messenger RNA of Drosophila hydei, 1542 nucleotides long. It is a transcript of the gene lectin-46Ca, whose product is annotated as neurofilament heavy polypeptide. Lineage: Eukaryota; Metazoa; Arthropoda; Insecta; Diptera; Drosophilidae. Gene Ontology annotation, cellular component: external side of plasma membrane. The transcript has 2 exons. The record is from RefSeq and is a predicted model, not a curated record. Bases 40 to 1476 code for a protein of 478 amino acids. Gene Ontology annotation, biological process: biological process involved in interspecies interaction between organisms. Gene Ontology annotation, molecular function: carbohydrate binding.